Messenger RNA from Micropterus salmoides (largemouth bass), 6857 nucleotides. Its product is annotated as transcriptional enhancer factor TEF-1. Lineage: Eukaryota; Metazoa; Chordata; Actinopteri; Centrarchiformes; Centrarchidae. Gene Ontology annotation, biological process: hippo signaling; regulation of transcription by RNA polymerase II; embryonic organ development. Gene Ontology annotation, molecular function: DNA-binding transcription factor activity, RNA polymerase II-specific; RNA polymerase II cis-regulatory region sequence-specific DNA binding. Gene Ontology annotation, cellular component: transcription regulator complex. The record is from RefSeq and is a predicted model, not a curated record. Bases 2343 to 3632 code for a protein of 429 amino acids. The transcript is spliced from 12 exons.
GGCAGACAAGCCCAUGGACAAUGAUGCCGAGGGGGUGUGGAGCCCUGAUAUUGAACAGAGCUUCCAGGAGGCCCUGGCCAUUUAUCCUCCCUGUGGACGCAGGAAGAUCAUCCUCUCUGAUGAGGGAAAGAUGUAUGGUCCACAUCUCCUGUGUAAACAAAGUGGUGUAAACCAACACCAACACUCCUCUGGUACUCCGAGCCCCAGUCUGCGCAGAGUCAGCUAAUAGGACCCGCUAACUGAGGUCGAAAUGAGCUGAUAGCCAGAUACAUCAAGCUUCGGACCGGAAAGACGAGGACUCGGAAGCAGGUAAGACAGCAGACGAGAUGUCUCUGUUGCAUGAGCGUCAGACGGCUGUCCAAUCUGUGUGCAGACUGUUGCCUUAUGUUUUCCACAGGAGAGAAAUAAGGCCAGACAGAGAAUAACACAAUGCUUAGUUGUCAGGGGGGACUUCUGAGGCUGAGGAGUCCCCCUGUCACUGCUGUGUUGCAUGAAGAGAUGUCUCUGGGUUACGACAUUCCCAGAAUUGUCACUCUUACUUGCACUUAUAAGUAUACACAUAAGAACCGUAGUUGUAGGAAGUUUGCAGGAGGAGAAAUUGUCUUUAAUUUCCCUGUUAACCUUUUACUUAAAAUGCAGCCUUUCUAUUUUCUACUAUAAAUAAUGGAAUGAUAAAUGUAAUGUAAUGAUAAACAUAAGAGCUUUGUCAUAUGAAAAGAGUCGCCACUGUAGCUUAAAAGUAUUCGUCCUCAUGACUAAAUCAUGGAGGUUGUGCACUUGGCUAGAGUAGAAGCCUUUUAUUAAUAGGAAUGUGGAGGCCUUAGCAGAUUGGUACCAUCUCUGAUCAAAGAGAGUAUUUGCUGCAGUCAGUAUUGGAGCGUGUAUCCUGUCUUCUGCAGCACACAGUGUGCACUGCACAACUCACCACAGUGCUCAGAUCAAACUGUAAUGAAUGUAAUAUAAAUGAUAAAUCAGGGCUCUUAUACGUGUAUCUCUUAGGAAUAACAGCACCAAAAUAGUUGAUUGUUGUAUUGAAAUGACCUGAUAAUGAGCUCUGAAGGUGCUUCAGUAACAUCUUCCCUUUAAACAGGAAAUUCCCUGCAUGGCCACUGACUUGAAUGACAAUGAUAAACAAGCCAGUGUCUACAGUGACAUUCGAUCGCUGUGUGUGAAUUGAUCAGUCUGGACCAGAAAGGCCACGUGGUUUUUCUUCUCCUUGACACAGAAUCAGAAUGAGAGAGCGAGCCGUUUACUCACAGCUACACCAAGAAACACAUGUCUGUUUCUGUUCUUAGUUUAAAUGUAUGUGUGUGUGUGUGUGUGUGUGUAAUUGCUGUGUUGUUUGUAUUUGGUAGAUUAAAUCAGCAAUAAUUCUGAUAAUUGAUCGUUUGGGCCUCUCAAAUGCUAAUUUUGACUACUUUUAUUGUGUCUUCUGUGAAAGUAAGGACAACAACUUUGGAUUUUGGACUUUUGGUUGGAGAAGCUUUUGAGUAUGUCAGUGUGUGCUUUAGAAAGUGAUGGUUGACAUUUUACAGGCCAAACAACGAAUAAAUAAACUAAAAACAUAAUUGUCAUUUUAGUUGAAAAUGAAAAUAAUGGUUGUUGGCAGCCCUAAUUUUCAAUAUCACUUAAUCUGCAGUUUAUUUUGGUUUUGUCUAUAAACUGCCAGAAAAUUGUGAAAAGUAUAAUUUUCCAGAGCCCAAGGUGAUGUCUUUAUAUGUCCGACCAACAGUCCGACACUCAAAGAUGUUGAAUUUACAAUGACACAGAAAAUCCUCACAUUGGAAAAGCUAGAACGAGACGUUUGGCAAUUUUUGCAGAUUCAUUUUCCGUUGAUCAAUGAAUCGACUAAUUAUUUCCGCUCGAGUUUAUCAAGAUGAAUAGCAAGAAAAUAUGUUAGAUAUUAUAUAAUAUACAGAUUUAUCUGCAGUGGAAGCACUUGAUGCCCGUACUGUUAGAAAACUCACCUUGGGUGUGAUUUGCUUGAAUAGUGUCGGAGGAGAACUUAAAUCCACCCCUCAAACCGGUCAUCAGCACACAUUGCUUCUAUUUCCAACUGCUACUUGCACUGCUAAAUGUUUCAUGUGAGAAUAUUAAAUAAUUUGCAACUGUGUGAACGUCAGAGGUAAACUUGGCUGGUGAAAUGCCUCGACCCAGCUCCCGCAAGAAUACUACACUAGCCAAUUCUCAUUCAGCACACAGCAGAUCACAUCUGGGUGCUCUUAAUGUGCACUAAAGGGGCCUGCAUCCCCCUUAAUCAGUUCACUUAAGUGACGAGAACACACUGCAUAGAACGCUUUAUUGGCUGUUAGCUUGGUGUGUAGUUUGGAGAUGCUUCUGUUAUGCAACUUAUCUCCUUUAAGUUUUUUUUUUUUUUUUUACUAAACAAAGAAAUGUAUAAUCCACUUGUACUUUUUUUGGUGUGUCUUUUAUUUUCCGUUUUCUCUUUUUUAAUGGAGGUGUCUAGUCACAUACAGGUCAUAGCAAGAAAGAAAGUUCGAGAAAUCCAAGCUGCCAUUAAGGUACGUCUAGCUUUGCCCAGUUGCAGGGGGCUUUUCAUUGCCAUGGUUACAGGCUCUUCCUUUGUUUUCCUCCCUUCCCCUACCCCGCAGGUGUCUAGUCACAUUCAGGUUCUUGCCAGAAGGAAAUCUCGUGAGUUUCAUUCCAAGCUAAAGGUUACAAGUAUGGACCAAGCCGUGAAGGACAAAGCCCUCCAGAGCAUGGCCUCCAUGUCCUCGGCUCAGAUCGUCUCUGCCACGGCUAUUCACAACAAGCUCGGCCUGCCAGGCAUCCCGCGCCCAGCCUUCCCUGGAGCAGGGUUAUGGCAGGGUAUGAUAUCGGCUGGUCAGCCAGGAUCCUCACAAGAUAUUAAGCCUUUCACCCAGCAAGCCUAUCCCAUCCAGCCAACAGUCACAGCCAUUUCAAGUUACGAGCCCACAGCACCUUCGGCUCCCACGGCACCAGCGUGGCAGGGCCGCUCUAUCGGUACAUCUAAACUCCGACUGGUGGAGUUCUCCGCCUUCCUAGAGCAACAGAGAGACCCAGAUUCAUACAACAAGCACCUAUUUGUACAUAUCGGACAGACAAAUUAUUCCUACAGUGACGCCCUGCUGGAGUCGGUGGACAUUCGCCAGAUUUAUGACAAAUUCCCAGAAAAGAAAGGAGGCCUGAAGGAGCUGUAUGGAAAAGGUCCCCAGAAUUCCUUCUUCCUUAUAAAAUUCUGGGCUGACUUGAACUGUAACAUUCAAGAUGAUACUGGGUCUUUCUACGGAGUCACUAGUCAGUACGAGAGCUCGGAGAACAUGACCAUCACGUGUUCAACAAAGGUCUGCUCCUUUGGCAAGCAGGUGGUCGAGAAAGUUGAGACUGAAUAUGCACGGUUUGAGAAUGGGCGCUUCGUCUAUCGGAUAAGCCGGUCUCCCAUGUGUGAAUACAUGAUCAACUUCAUCCAUAAACUAAAACAUCUGCCAGAGAAAUAUAUGAUGAACAGCGUGCUGGAGAACUUCACUAUCUUAUUGGUGGUGACAAAUAGAGACACCCAGGAGACGCUGCUAUGUAUGGCGUGUGUGUUUGAAGUUUCAAACAGUGAGCACGGCGCCCAGCAUCAUAUCUACAGACUGGUAAAGGAAUGAAAGGCUCCGAGCGCCCCCCACCACCCCAUCUCCCUCUUUUCAUAGACUUACCAACCUCAAAAACAAGUGGCAGUGCCUCUACCUUAAAGUCACACCUACAAUGCUUUUUGGUCAUGGUAUCGGGUGAAGUCAGUCGUUAUAAAUUUGUUUUAAUAUAAAGUGUUAGUUAUUUGACUGCAGUUGUGAAUUGCGGUACAGUUUUAUGUUUUAAAUAUGGGAAUUCUCGUUUAAAAUAUGUUGAGUUGGUCUCCGUUGGGUAUAAAUGUGGCCGUUCUUAAAGAAUUUACUAGAUUAAUUUGGUAAAUGGAAAUGUGUGUGUUGUCUUCUUCUGCUUUGUUAUGUAGAGAAAAAAAAAAAGGAUGCUGGCCUUUUCAAUCAGCGGCCUGAUGUGGUCUGUGUAAUAUGUUGAGUGUGUUUUUUUUUGUAUGUCUGUAGUUCAUAAUUUGUGAGCAUACAUAGUCGAUAAACAGACGUGCACACUCAGCCAAUAGAUUUUCCAAAGAAACAAAACUUACGCAACACUACAUAGACAGUUGAUGGAAACCAGUGGUCGUGAAUAUUGCAAAAUUACUGCUUUUUCUUUUUAAAAACAACUCUGCUUUCGGAAGUAUAUUUAUCUCUGUUGAAGCACUCCGAGUCUUAGACACUAACCGAAUGAAUGCACUGUGGAAAUACUACAAACAUUUUGCCUGCAUCUGCUCCAUUAAUGUAGGAAGUCUUACCACCUGCUAAGCAUUUCUGUGCUGCAAACGAGUCUAUUUUCUGCGACAGCCAAUAAGAGAAUUUCUGGAUUUUAGACGGGUGAAAGUAAAAUUACUGAUCUUGUCGAAAAGCACUUUGCUCCCCUUCUUGGGCUUGCCUUAGUGAUGCUUCCUUUUCUUUGUGUUAGAUCUGUGGUUAUAGAACAGCAGUUUAAAUAAACCUAACACCAUACAGUAAAUCACUCGUAGACAGCAGGCCUUGUUCAGUAUGCUGUUCCCCCCCAUUCCCGACUCUCAGAAUAUGGUUCCCCCUCUGGGAUUGUGGUGUAAUAACUCCAAGCCAAGAGUGUUGCUGCCUUCAUGUUCACGUGUUUCUGUGGCCUACACCGAUCCCCAGCCUUAAACAGGUUAUAGCUGUGUGAACUCCAAAAGAUGCCACUAAAACUGUGAUCUCUAAGCGUGAAGACUCUUUCCAUGUUUGCAUUGUGUAAGAAAUUCACAAUACUAUCUGCCAAAGUGUAGAUAUACAGUGCCUUAGAAUAUACUCUAACAUUACCCUUUGCUACGUUUUAAGUCUAAAAUCAGUUUUGUGGAUGAAACAGGCAAAAAGAACUCACCUGUAUAUUACUUGGUACAUUCUCACGUCCGCAAAAUUAUGUUUCUUAUAAUUGGUACACUCCUAUAAAAACAGUUUUUGCUGUUAAGUGGCAGUACACUUAUGUUAAAUUAAGUUAUAAUAACAGUAACCGUUAUAAUGCAGGUUAUAUUUUUCUCUAACGCUGUAAAACAUCUGCCUUUUGUGUAAUAUAAACACAGACUGACUGCCUUUCCUGUUGUAAAAGACCAAAAAUACAGAGAUACAGUCAAUCUUUUGUCAUGUCCUGCAUGGUAGCAAGGAAGUGCCUUUGGUUUAAAAUAUCCAGCUUCAAAAAGAUAAAACAAAUUUAAAAUCAAAUGUUGCUAGACCAAAAAUGAGACGUAAGUGAAACCAAUCACCACAUUGCCUUUUUUAAAGGGAUUGUAAUGAAAGCAGGGGAAAGCUGGUUACUGGUAAAAAUAAAUAAAUGAUAUAUUCAUUUUUAUUACAUUGUAAAUUGAUGAUUUCACAAAUGUAUUUGAAGAAAAGCUAUUUCUUUGCUUGAGGUCGAAGACAGAAAGACCUGCUGAUAACGCACGGCCGCAGACUGCACGCAGGAUGUCCAUUUACAGAAACACUGCAGCUGUCUGCUUCGUGCACACUUGCAGGUUCAAGUGUUUUUAAAAAAGGUUUCUUGGAAACACUGGUUUCCCCUUUCCCACGACCACGCGCUCUCACGAUGUGAAAACCACAUUACACUUUAACAAUGUUACUUUUGAUGAUGCAGACACACACAGCUGUGAUGUUGACAAGGCAGGGACCGACAAGCUUUUAUCAUUUAUUAUCUUUCAGAACAAAAUCUGAACGUUUAUUUAACUGUACAAAUACUCACAUUUCAUUUGGAACUGUUUUAAUGUGGUUAAAUCUGAAAUUGUUCCAAAACCUGUUCGAGAUGCCGUUUCAAAAAACUAAAACUAAUUUUUCACAAACUGCUAGUGUGGACGAGGCCGUCAAGGUUAAUACUUUUAAAGGACCAUAGCUACUUUACAUUUAUUGUUUCUUACAAAGAAUUAUAAUCAUCUAAAGUAUUUUAACCGAAGAAGCUCUAAAUAAUUGCAGACAAUGUCUCUGGUGGAUGCAGAUAAAGUUCAAUCAAUCAGUAUUUUUGCCACAGUCCUGUGGACACUGUGGAGUUUUAAUAGGCUUUUUUCUUACGUUUACCCUGUGUAUCGGUUCACAUUUAUUGAUUAUUUAGUGAGAUGUUCCUGUUUUCUUAUUGUACUUGUAUACAGCUGUUCUUGGUUUGUGAUGACAUUGUCUGUAUAUUGUAAGCCCAAUAACAUGGUAAUGAUGUUUGCUGCUGCACUGCUGGUACAUUUUGACAUGUCGUUUCAACACUGAAACAGCAGGACUUGAUGCCUUCGAUGGCACGAAUGUCUGGUGGACCAUUAGAAGAGAAAAUGGGCACGUACAAAAACAAAAAUCAGCUAAGUUGAUGAAUCAUGCUACAAACAUAUCAGCAGUUUAGCUCGUUAUUUGUAAUUCUGUUGAAGAGUAGGUACUGGUACCUUUAUUGUUUUAUGACCAUUAUCAGAUGGUGGCUUUAAAGUGAUUUUUCACUCAGCUCACAUAGUUAUCACGCACACACACACACACACUUGGGUUUUUGUGUGCAGACUUGUUUUUUUGUAAAAAGGUGCUUUGUACAAAAUUAUAUAUCUUAGCUUUUCUUGGUACAGAUUGUGUGAUAUCUUUUUGUAUCCAUGACAGUAAAGUGUUGGAGCAAAGGAGAGAAAAGAAGCUCUGCGAUGUUUCUGUGUUCUGCAUAUGGUCUUGUCUUUGCUCCGUAACAUUAUGAUGCCUUCUUGAUAAUAGUAGACAUUUUGUAGCUUUCUAGAUACUUUGUAUGUAUGCAAUAUUAAAGUUAAAUAAAUCUGAAAAAUAUUG